AUGAAUUGUUCAUUUUUUCAGCAAUCAUGUCAGACUCAGGAGACGAUGUUUCAAUUGAUGAUGUUGGACUUUCAAGUGGUGAUGAAGAACUCCUCCAAUCUAUGGGCUUCACAUCCGAGUUAAUUGGAGUAGCUGUAAAAAAUAUUACUUAUCAGGAUUCUUCAAUGAGACUUUCUCAAGGUAGAACAGGUGGUGCGCCUAGUGGCUCUGAACUGGAACAUGUCUCGCAGCAUGACAGCACUACUACACAAGAAGACCAUCGACCAUCGACCAGCACUACUACCAAUAAAGAAGAUAUCAAUUGUCAACUCGAUGUCAGCUCGGAUUUAAUUUCCUACAAGUCGUAUAUUUUUAGUGAUGUGAAUUUAAGCUCAUGUAGCAAUAUUGAAGAACGUACAGUUUUGGACAUAACAAAUACACAAAACAAUAAAACACUAUCUCCAUUUGGAAAUAGGGGAAAUAUCAAUGAAGAAUGUUCUAUUGAGGAAUCAAGCCAAGCUGAUGACCCUGAUUACUUGCCUGAAUUGGAUCUAGCAGGACAAACGGCAGAAGAGCUAAAUAUGGAUGAAGACGUAGACGAAAAUAAUGAAUGUUGUGACAAAGAGAACAAUAACAUUGUGAAAGAUAAUAAAGAAGAAGAUGAUCAUGAAAAAGAGCAGCCAAAGAAAUUGAGAAAGAAAGAUAACAAACAGAAUUGGAAAAAAACGUUGCCUAUGAUAAAAGACAGAAAGGAGAAGCCUACAUAGGGUAUAGAAGAUGUAAUCCUGGAAAAGUAGCACAUGAUAUUCAAAGGGAAGCUAAGGUUUUAGGUCCUAGAUGCCAAUCCGUAGCAUGUAUCAAGUCAAAGUUGAGAGCAUGCAACACUAUCACCGAAGA
Molecule: messenger RNA, 876 nt
Organism: Nilaparvata lugens (brown planthopper)
Lineage: Eukaryota; Metazoa; Arthropoda; Insecta; Hemiptera; Delphacidae
Exons: 2
Coding region: 27-746 (239 amino acids)
Source: RefSeq, a predicted model, not a curated record